ACAAAAGUUUAAAAAAAUGAGACUGUAGAUUCUGGGAAUGAUUCUUAAGGAGCAGGUGGAGGGUUUGGUGGGUGUUAAUAUUUGACUUGUGCAUUCCACACGCUGCUUCCGAUUGAAGGCAUCUAAGGAGAGAAAAAUGCACGAUUUCUGCUUCACGAUCCCCUACGGAUUGAUGUUAGUGGGUGGUGGACUGUUCGCCUACAUAAGCAAAGGGAGCAUCGCUUCUCUCGCCGGAGGCGCCGGCUCCGGUUUGCUUCUCAUCGUCGCCGGCUAUCUCAGUCUCAAUGCUUUCGGCAAACGAAAAAACUCUUACCUCGCUCUCUUUCUCGAGACCGUUUGUGCAGCCAUACUAACUUGGGUCAUGGGGCAGCGAUAUUUGGAAACAUCCAAGAUUAUGCCUGCUGGUCUUGUUGCUGGAAUCAGUGCUCUCAUGACUCUGUUUUAUCUCUACAAAUUAGCAACUGGCGGCAACCAUCUCCCCACCAAGGCUGAGUGAUGAUAUAAUGAUAUAUCAUAUAUUUGCUUACUAUAAUACAGAUAUGUUGGUUGAUCUGCAUGCCUUAGAUGGUUAAGAUACAUCAUUGUACUUUAGUGAUUUCAAAGUAUGGAACAAAAGAUAGUUGUUGUUGUCGUUGUUGUUGUGGUUGUCUUUAUACACGUAGGAGAAUUGGGCCAGUCCUUCAUCACUCUCUAAGCAGCUCUUUUUAUUUUCUACUUUCCUUUUUCUCUUAGCUUAGCACACCAUAUCACUGAGGUUGCUUAAAUGCAAAACUGGCUCUUAUUUGUUGCAUACUUGACAAACUCGAUGGAAAUUCCAAUUGAAAUUUAUCACGCCUUGUUAUUUGACUGGCCAACAAAUUUACA
Glycine soja is the source of this 864-nucleotide messenger RNA. RefSeq names its product protein FATTY ACID EXPORT 5-like. The transcript is spliced from 3 exons. Bases 137 to 496 code for a protein of 119 amino acids. NCBI's taxonomy places the organism in Eukaryota, Viridiplantae, Streptophyta, Magnoliopsida, Fabales, Fabaceae. Gene Ontology annotation, cellular component: membrane. The record is from RefSeq and is a predicted model, not a curated record.